GACAACGAGCCAGCCAGCAUACAAAGACAUCAUGGAUUUGCUCGGUUCUAUUUUGGGAUCAAUGGAUAAGCCACCUGCAGUUUCGUCGCAAGAAAAGAAGCGGAGAGAAGCUGAAGUCAAACGAGCUGCAGAGGAGAAAAAGAAGAAGUCGAAGUUUAGAAAAGAAAUUGAACAGAAAGUCAGUGAGUUCAUACAAGACGGCUCAAGGACCAGACUCAGCUUCGAGCCAAUGGAAAAGGUUUACAGAAGCAUCGUGCAUGAUGUAGCAGAUGUCGCUGGAUUGACAUCAUUCUCAUUUGGUGAUGAAGACAUUGAUCGUUACAUCAUGCUGUUUAAGAAAGAACACUUACCAAGUGACGAAGAACUCGAGGCAUUGAGAAGUGGAAAAGAAUAUGAUCCAUCACUAAAAGUCUCUCAAGCAUUCGACGCAGCGACCGAUCUUGAUGAGUCUCCACAGCAACAGACCAAGAGACACAAGUCUGGUGAUGACCAAUCAGUUUCUUCUCAUUAUCAUGACAAAUACAAAUCAAUUCUUGGUGACAAAAGUGCCAAAGGGGCGGCAGUCAUAACGACGCCAAAUAAGGCGUUUGGCUACGUGCCGAGCGAGAACAAGAAAGACCAACGAUCAAUCGAACAGACGCUUAACGAUAUCAAGCAGAGAAAACGGCAACAAAAGCAAGACAACUAACACAAUUA
Corticium candelabrum is the source of this 696-nucleotide messenger RNA. Its product is annotated as sperm-associated antigen 7 homolog. The transcript has 5 exons. Bases 32 to 688 code for a protein of 218 amino acids. Lineage: Eukaryota; Metazoa; Porifera; Homoscleromorpha; Homosclerophorida; Plakinidae. Gene Ontology annotation, molecular function: nucleic acid binding. The record is from RefSeq and is a predicted model, not a curated record.